AUGUUUUCCCCUGGGAGGCAUGUGGGCCUUCCCAAUCCCCAUGCCUCCCAGGGGACCCACACCGCCUCCCAGGGGACCCACACCGCCUCCCCCCACCGCUCCAGGGACCCACACCGACCGCCCCUGGGACCCACACCGCCUCCCUGGGGACACACCACCGCCUCCCAGGGGACCCAACACCCCGGGGACCCACACGCCUCCGGGGACCCACACCGCUCCGGGGACCCCACACCGCCUCCCGGGGACCCACGACCCGCCUCCCAGGGGACCCACACCGCCUCCCAGGGGACCCACACCGCCUCCCGGGGGACCCACACGCUCCCAGUGGACCCACACCGCUCCGGGGACACAACCGCCUCCCAGGGGACCCACACCCCUCCCGGGGAACCACACCGCUCCCGGGGACCCAACACCGCCUCCCAGGGGACCCACACCGCAACCGGUCCGCCCCCAGCCUCCCGGGGGACGCCACAGCCGCCUCCAGGGACCACACCGCCUCCGGGGACCCAAUCGCUCCCAGGGGACCACAACGCCUCCCGGGGGACCACACCGCCUCCCGGGGACGCCCGCCUCAAACCCAUCUCGGUGUGCUGCGAUUGCGGUCGCGUGGGACUCACCCCUAAAGUCCGUGCUUUAGCUGCUGUUUGCUGGCCUCUCACGACCGGCGUACCAGCGUGA
This is a messenger RNA of Penaeus vannamei (Pacific white shrimp), 678 nucleotides long. The record is from RefSeq and is a predicted model, not a curated record. Lineage: Eukaryota; Metazoa; Arthropoda; Malacostraca; Decapoda; Penaeidae.